Messenger RNA from Herpailurus yagouaroundi (jaguarundi), 8057 nucleotides. It is a transcript of the gene CLASP1, whose product is annotated as cytoplasmic linker associated protein 1. Lineage: Eukaryota; Metazoa; Chordata; Mammalia; Carnivora; Felidae. The record is from RefSeq and is a predicted model, not a curated record. The transcript is spliced from 45 exons. Bases 405 to 5252 code for a protein of 1615 amino acids. Gene Ontology annotation, cellular component: spindle microtubule; basal cortex; microtubule organizing center. Gene Ontology annotation, biological process: mitotic spindle assembly; establishment of mitotic spindle localization. Gene Ontology annotation, molecular function: kinetochore binding; microtubule binding.
AUUUUUUUUUUUUUUUUUUUUUUUUUUAAUCCCCGCACCAAGCGCUUAACCUCAUUGGGGUGGAGGAGAAGGCGGCGGCUGUCUGGUCCGCAGCGGCAACAGUAGCGAAUAAUACGGCUAAUGGACUGCUGAAUUAUGAAGAAUUUCAGACCCAAGAGUAGAACCUCGCUCUGCCACUCACUCCUUUAUCUCCUGCUAGUUAUUUAAAUUGGACUUUUAAUAUCCUACCAGCUGCUCUUCAGACACACAUGGUGCAUUGUUGCCAUUCCCCGGAUUGCAUCUUUGAAACACAGGCUCUUAGUAACCCUCAGCGAACAAAGAGGCAACCUCCUGGGUACGUUUACUGGGAGGGUGUCACCCUGACUGCCCUCUAGCUUCUGCUGGAUCUGGAUUUGAAUUCCACCAUGGAGCCUCGCAUGGAGUCCUGCCUGGCACAGGUGUUGCAGAAGGAUGUGGGGAAACGGCUGCAGGUUGGCCAAGAACUUAUAGACUAUUUCUCAGACAAACAGAAGUCUGCUGACCUUGAGCAUGACCAGACCAUGUUAGAUAAACUUGUGGAUGGGCUCGCUACCUCUUGGGUGAACUCUAGCAAUUACAAGGUGGUUCUUCUCGGCAUGGACAUCCUGUCUGCGCUGGUCACCCGGCUGCAGGAUCGGUUCAAGGCGCAGAUUGGCACAGUGUUGCCAAGUUUAAUAGACAGACUGGGAGAUGCUAAAGACUCUGUGCGAGAGCAAGACCAGACUCUGCUGCUGAAGAUCAUGGAUCAAGCUGCUAAUCCCCAGUAUGUGUGGGACCGGAUGCUGGGAGGCUUCAAGCACAAGAAUUUCCGGACUCGGGAAGGCACGUGCCUCUGCCUUGUUGCCACACUCAAUGCCUCUGGAGCACACACUUUAACACUAAGCAAGAUUGUGCCACAUAUAUGUAACUUACUUGGAGACCCCAACAGCCAGGUUCGAGAUGCAGCAAUAAACAGCUUAGUGGAAAUUUACAGACAUGUAGGAGAACGUGUGAGGGCAGAUCUCAGUAAAAAAGGAUUACCACAGUCCCGGUUGAAUGUAAUUUUUACAAAAUUUGAUGAAGUCCAAAAAUCUGGAAACAUGAUCCAAUCAGCAAACGAUAAAAAUUUUGAUGAUGAAGAUUCCGUGGAUGGUAAUAGACCUUCCUCUGCGAGUUCUACAUCAUCCAAAGCUCCACCCAGCUCAAGGAGAAACGUUGGAAUGGGGACCACCCGCCGGCUUGGUUCCUCCUCUCUUGGAUCCAAGUCUUCAGCUGCAAAAGAAGGAGCUGGUGCUGUUGAUGAAGAGGACUUUAUUAAAGCAUUUGAUGACGUACCUGUAGUACAGAUUUAUUCCAGCCGAGACCUGGAGGAGUCCAUAAACAAGAUUAGGGAAAUAUUAUCUGAUGACAAGCAUGAUUGGGAGCAAAGAGUAAAUGCUCUGAAAAAGAUCAGAUCUUUACUUUUGGCUGGUGCCGCCGAGUACGAUAACUUCUUUCAACAUCUGCGUCUUUUGGACGGAGCCUUUAAACUAUCUGCUAAGGACCUGCGGUCUCAGGUAGUGCGGGAAGCUUGCAUCACAUUGGGGCAUCUGUCAUCAGUUCUGGGAAAUAAAUUUGACCAUGGAGCUGAAGCCAUCAUGCCAACUAUCUUUAAUUUAAUUCCAAACAGUGCCAAAAUUAUGGCCACUUCCGGUGUUGUAGCUGUUAGGUUAAUCAUUCGGCACACACACAUCCCUAGGCUAAUACCUGUCAUAACAAGCAACUGUACCUCUAAGUCUGUCGCAGUUAGAAGGCGCUGUUUUGAAUUUUUAGAUUUACUUUUACAAGAAUGGCAGACACAUUCACUGGAACGACACAUAUCAGUAUUAGCCGAAACAAUAAAGAAGGGAAUACACGAUGCCGAUUCCGAAGCAAGGAUAGAAGCCAGAAAGUGCUACUGGGGUUUCCACAGUCACUUCAGCAGAGAAGCAGAGCAUUUGUACCACACCUUGGAGUCCUCCUACCAGAAAGCCCUGCAGUCCCACCUGAAGAACUCGGACAGCAUCGUGUCUCUGCCGCAGUCCGACCGCUCAUCCUCAAGCUCUCAAGAGAGUCUAAAUCGGCCACUCUCUGCCAAAAGAAGUCCUACCGGGAGCACCACCUCUAGAGCUUCUACGGUCAGCACCAAAUCCGUGUCAACGACCGGGUCCCUCCAGCGGUCUCGAAGCGAUAUUGACGUGAACGCAGCAGCCAGUGCCAAGUCCAAGGUCUCAUCGGCCUCGGGUGCUACGCCUUUCAGCUCUGCAGCGGCCUUGCCUCCGGGGUCCUACGCAUCCUUAGAGUCCAGACACAUGAGGGAAGAUAUGGAGUCCGUAGGCCAUGACUCAGACGGUACUUCCACUAAAGCGGAGGGUCGGAUCCGCACGAGACGGCAGAGCUCCGGGAGUGCCACCAGUGUCGCCACCACACCUGAUAAUCGAGGCCGCAGUCGCGCCAAAGUGGUUUCACAGUCCCAGCGAUCCAGAUCUGCUAAUCCUGCUGGUGCUGGCAGCCGGUCAAGUUCCCCGGGAAAAUUGUUGGGAAGUAGUUAUGGUGGCCUUGCCGGGGGUUCCUCAAGAGGCCCGCCUGUGACUCCCUCUUCAGAGAAGCGAAGCAAGAUCCCCAGGAGUCAGGGAUGUAGCCGAGAAACCAGUCCAAACCGGAUAGGAUUAGCACGGAGCAGCCGUAUCCCUCGACCCAGCAUGAGUCAGGGGUGCAGCCGCAAUACCAGCUGUGAGAGCAGCCGCGAUACGAGCCCCGCUCGGGGCUUUCCUCCACUCGCCUCUCGACGUCAUUCCAGGUCCACUAGUGCCCUCUCCACUGCUGAGUCUGUUGGGCAGUCAGACCGGUUUGGGCUUGGCCAGGCAGGAAGAAUACCUGGCUCUGUGAAUGCCAUGCGGGUUUUGAGCACGAGUACGGACCUUGAAGCUGCUGUCGCUGAUGCUUUGCUGUUAGGAGACUCCAGGAGCAAGAAGAAGCCGGUGAGGAGGAGGUAUGAGCCGUACGGGAUGUAUUCUGAUGACGAUGCCAACAGCGAUGCCUCAAGCGUUUGCUCUGAGCGCUCGUACGGCUCCAGGAACGGCGGCAUUCCCCACUAUCUGCGGCAGACCGAGGACGUAGCAGAAGUUCUCAACCACUGUGCCAGUUCCAACUGGUCGGAAAGGAAAGAAGGGCUUCUCGGCCUGCAGAACUUGCUGAAGAGCCAAAGAACACUGAGUCGAGUAGAAUUGAAAAGACUGUGUGAGAUCUUCACUCGAAUGUUUGCUGACCCUCACAGCAAGAUUGCUGAUUCAGAACCAGAAUAUGAGGAUAAAGAAGGAAAUUUGUUUCCAUCAGAAGGCUCUUGUACAAGAGUUUUCAGUAUGUUUUUGGAGACUCUGGUGGAUUUUAUAAUAAUUCAUAAGGACGACUUACAAGACUGGCUUUUUGUUCUUCUCACACAAUUACUUAAGAAAAUGGGGGCAGAUUUACUUGGAUCUGUGCAAGCAAAAGUUCAAAAGGCUCUAGAUGUCACAAGGGACUCCUUUCCAUUUGACCAACAGUUUAACAUUUUGAUGAGAUUUAUUGUGGAUCAAACUCAAACUCCUAACCUCAAGGUCAAAGUUGCAAUCCUGAAGUACAUCGAGUCCCUCGCUAGGCAGAUGGAUCCAACGGAUUUUGUAAACUCUAGUGAGACGAGGCUUGCAGUUUCUAGAAUUAUAACCUGGACGACAGAACCAAAGAGUUCAGACGUGAGAAAGGCAGCACAAAUUGUGCUGAUCUCUCUGUUUGAAUUGAACACUCCCGAAUUUACCAUGUUACUUGGUGCCUUGCCAAAAACCUUCCAGGAUGGUGCCACCAAACUCCUGCAUAACCACCUCAAGAACUCUAGUAACACCAGUGUGGGCUCUCCGAGCAAUACAAUUGGCCGGACUCCCUCCCGACACACCAGCAGCAGGACCAGCCCCCUGACCUCACCCACCAACUGUUCCCACGGGGGCCUGUCUCCCAGUCGGUUAUGGGGUUGGAGUGCCGAUGGGCUAUCGAAGCACCCACCUCCCUUUUCUCAGCCUAACUCCAUUCCCACCGCUCCCUCCCACAAGACUCUCAGGCGCUCUUACUCUCCCAGCAUGCUGGAAUAUGAUACAGAGAACCUGAACUCUGAAGAAAUUUACAGUUCUCUGCGUGGAGUUACAGAAGCCAUUGAAAAGUUUAGUUUUCGAAGCCAAGAGGAUCUGAACGAGCCAAUUAAGCGAGAUGGCAAAAAGGACUGUGACAUUGUGUCCCGCGAUGGUGGAGUUGCGUCGCCUGCCACGGAGGGCCGGGGAGGCAGUGAUGUGGUGGAAGGAGGCAGAACGGCCCUGGACAACAAGACGUCCCUCCUCAACACCCAGCCCCCCCGCGCCUUCCCUGGGCCGCGGGCGCGAGACUACAAUCCCUACCCCUACUCGGACACCAUCAACGCCUAUGACAAGACAGCCCUGAAGGAGGCCGUGUUCGAUGAUGACAUGGAGCAGCUUCGAGAUGUGCCCGUUGACCAUUCUGACUUGGUGGCUGACCUUCUGAAAGAGCUGUCCAACCACAACGAGCGGGUGGAGGAACGGAAAGGCGCCCUGCUGGAGCUGCUCAAAAUCACCCGGGAAGACAGCCUGGGCGUCUGGGAGGAGCACUUCAAGACCAUUCUGCUCCUGCUGCUGGAGACGCUCGGAGACAAAGACCAUUCCAUCCGAGCACUAGCAUUGAGGGUUCUACGGGAAAUUCUGAGAAACCAGCCCGCAAGAUUUAAGAACUAUGCCGAGCUGACGAUUAUGAAGACUCUGGAAGCCCACAAAGACUCCCAUAAGGAGGUGGUGAGAGCAGCCGAGGAGGCGGCAUCCACGCUGGCCAGCUCCAUCCACCCGGAGCAGUGUAUCAAAGUCCUCUGCCCCAUCAUCCAGACGGCCGACUACCCCAUCAACCUCGCUGCCAUCAAGAUGCAGACCAAAGUCGUCGAGAGGAUCGCCAAGGAGUCCUUGCUGCAGCUCCUCGCCGACAUCAUCCCGGGCUUGCUGCAGGGUUAUGACAACACCGAAAGCAGUGUGCGUAAGGCCAGCGUGUUUUGCUUAGUGGCGAUUUAUUCCGUAAUCGGAGAAGAGCUGAAACCUCACCUCGCACAGCUCACGGGGAGCAAGAUGAAGCUACUCAACUUAUACAUAAAGAGGGCCCAAACCACAAACAGCAACAGCAGCUCCUCCUCCGACGUGUCCACACACAGCUAAUGGCAGCUCCAGAGUCUCUUUCUGUCGCCCUAGAAGCAAUCGGUGGUGCCUCUCAGAGACCUUCCCCGCCCCCCCCCACCCCCCCAUCGGCUGCCCAGUCAGUACACGGAGGCCCGCAGAUAUUUAUUACAAUCAGUAUUUUGGUCCCUUCCAGCUUUUGUGUAGAAUCUUACUGGUAUUGAAUGUAAAGGAAGCAAGGCCUGUUUUGCAGUCUUCGUACAAAACAAGCGGAAUAAGAAAAGAGCCAUACUUACCCAUGUCUUGUACAGCCUGCUGAGAUCAUAAAACCAUGUGUGUGGGGUGCAGUUUUCGCAAAUCAGAUCUCUCUAGCCAAUACGUGGUAGAAAGUAGCAUUUUCUCUUAGUUCAUAACAUUGAGGAGGGUGUGUUAAUUUGUGUUUCUAUCUCAUCUUCGCUUACUUCUUCUGGACACGGCCUGUGACACCAGGAAAGGGUCGUACGUCCUUCAGUUGGAUUGUGAGACCUACUAAGAACGUGAGUCAAAUCCCGGCAAGAAACAAACAGAAGCCUGAAGACCGUCUUUUAACAAACACGUGGGAUUUUGCUUGUACACUUUCUGGACUGGAGGCCCAGGGCCCCCUCCUCAGGCCCCUUCCAGGACGGGCUCCCAGCGCCUCUGAACCCUCCACUCGCACUAUCCCCACCCAGAGCUUCUACUCGAAAGAAUUGUUUCUUCCGUUUAAAUCCAAACAGAAAAGUCCAGGUAAAUGUAUAGCAUCCCUUAGGGGGAGUGCCUAAAGUGGCAUUUCGUGAAGCCUGGAAGAUACAAGAGAAGGGGUGUGUGUGUUUAUUUCACUACGCAGAUGUUGGGGAAACACUAUGUUAACAGGGCCUCCCCUGUGGCCCUGCUGCUUGGUCAGGGUUUUCCGAUUCAGCACCGUCUCCUCUCCUGUCCCCCAGCCUCCACCUCAGCUGCUCAGUUCGAAGUGUUCUGGCCAGUCUGAUGAAUGAUAACUCUGCCACCCCAGUUUUGACUUCUUGGUUUCAUUUGGGAUUAGGAUCGAAGGAAAAUCUAGAGAGACCAGGUAUCAGAAUCCUUUUUUUUAAUUUUAUGGACGGAAGUACUUCCUUGAUCAUCUGUUGAAAUAGUUGUUUGAGGAAAAAGCAAUGGUGAGUGGCACAUUGCAGGAAAACAAGAUUUGAAACCCAGUUUUAACGUUUCUUCACUGAGAAAUUACCAGAGAAACUACCCUUCCUAAACAUUUUUCUUAAGGGUUUCACUCUCCAAUAAAAGGGACUAUAAAGAUUAGAGUCUGGUUAAAAUAAGUUUUGAGUAAAAUUCUUCAAGUGAAAUGGAAACUCUUGUUGCAGUCGUGAAGCUUUCUAUCCUCUCUAAAUUGAACUGGGUUUUCCCUGAGGAAAAUGCCUGUUCUGGUGUUACUUUGUAAUGAGGUGUUUGCUGUUCUGAUGCAGAACCCCCCUUGCAGCCAGAAGCACCCAGAAGCAGAGACUGGGCGGUGGUCCCGCUGACACCUACAGACCGCCCCCCAAUCUCUGACCCUCCCGCCUCGUUUGGAAGUUGCAACGCUGUAGCACACACAACUCAUUUUCACUCAGAAGGUAUUUUUAGAUACUUUAUUUGGAACUAGGCACUGAAAACAAAGGUCCAGGAACAGUGAAGCCAGGGUGCCUUCACUGAGAGAGAGAGUGAGAGAGAGAGAGAGUGUGUGUGUGUGUGUGUGUGUGUGUGUGUGCGCGAGUGUGUGUGUGUGUGGGGGGGUAUCUUGCACUUGGAGGGAAGUACCCCGCUGCUGCUGUUGAAGGAACUUCAGGGGUGCAUUUUAAGUGGUUGAAUAUUAUUGACUUAUUUUUGGCUCAAAACAUAGCAGGACCAGGCCUUACUUUCAUUGAUAAAUGACGUUUGUUAAUAUCUCACUAAUGGGAUUUCCUUUUUACACUCGACAAGUGAGUCAGGGCACCUUUUGAUUACUCCUCUGUUGUAGAAAUGUGCGUUCUGCUAGGUUAUUUAUGAGUUCUUGUAUGCCUCAUGCGUUUGGAAAGACCUUGCCCCUUGAACUCUGUGACUCCCUGCCUCCUCCCCCCCCCCCCCCUGCAGCUGGGAAGAAGCUUGAACAUUGCCGAAUGUCCUCAUUGUACUCACAAAGGGCUAGCCUCGAAUGUCACUUCCCCGACCUUCAAUCUCCCCACCUAGAGAGGGAUACAAUCACAGGUCUCUUGGCCUCAAUCAGAACUGCUGCCCACGCCGGCACCGCCACCGGGGAGACUCGCAUGCCGCCGCCACCACCUCACCGGGAGGGAGCCGCGCCCGCCGCCGCCCCCCGAGCCCCGACAGCUGCCUCGCCUUGCCGCCGCCUCCCUGCAGGGCUCCUGUUUGGACGAAACACCCAAAACUGCGAAACCGUGUUUGCCUCCCCUGUUUACCCGACAGUCCGGGGGGCCCCCGAAGAGCCCCGCCCCGUGCCCUCCCUCUGCAGGCCUCGGUGCGCCCCGCAGGCUGCGGUGGGCGCGGGCACGCAGCUUUGUUCAAGUUCGAGUCCACUGUGUGUGCUUCCGCGCGGGCCGCAGGCAGCCCAGGACGGCCUCUCUGUGGCUCCUCACUGGCUUGUCCUACCCUGCGCAGGUAAUGCAACCAAUUUUGGUCUCAUCAGUCUGGUUUUUUUCCCCUGCCGCCCUUUAUUUAUCGAGCAUAAUACUACACGUGAAAGAACAGCAAAUAAGAACUUUGUAGAAUCCCACCAGGACUUUGCUAACAAUGAUAUUUGGAAAAUAGAAAAAAAAAAAAAAAAAACCGCUCUGAAAACUAGCAGCCACCAAAAUAGUUUUG